Closterium sp. Naga37s-1 is the source of this 4932-nucleotide messenger RNA. The record is from the annotation of a GenBank genome assembly. Lineage: Eukaryota; Viridiplantae; Streptophyta; Zygnematophyceae; Desmidiales; Closteriaceae.
AUGGCGGCGGCUCACAGAGACCCUGACCCUGUGGGGGACGCCUCUCUUUCACCUCGAUUCCCGCUUUUUCGUUUUGGCCCUGACUGGGAGAGCACGGCACCAACUGUCUACUCAGUGAACAGCUGCCAGCCUGGCGGCACCCUGCACCUGCCGUCGCUGGCCCGCCAGAAGGCCUACCUGUGGCCGGCAGAGAUGGAGUGGUGGAUAGUAGCGGAAGGGAAGGUGGCAGCGGCUCACAGGGACCCUGUGGGGGACGCCUCUCUUCCACCCCGAUUCCCUGUGCCGAAAUACGGUGCUGCGUUUGCGAGCGAUGGAGCGGUGUAUGGCGGGGCGUUUGUCAGCGAGCUACGGUUCAGUUCUCGUGUGGAGCUCAGCUAUACAAUCACACUCGUCGGGCCCUCGACCAACCCAGUGGCAUUAGAGCUUCUCUUUCUUCAAAGCAUUCUGACAGAUCGCAUGGAUCACAUUCCUCUGCCAUGCUUCUGGUUCACGUCACUGCCCCAUACGCCCUUCGUUUCUGGUACCACCGAGACAGAGCAGCCACGUUCGAGGCAGCAGAUGCUGCCACCUGGGCGCCUGGAGCUGGCGCUGACGUGGCAGCGGUACGGAGCGCCAGGUGCAUCAGCAUCAGCAGCAGCAACACCAUCAGCAUCAUCAUCAUCAUCAUCAUCAGCAGCAGCAGCAGCAGCAGCAGCACCACCACCACCACCAGCAGCAGCAGCAUGGGCAUGGGAGGAGGUGGAGGACCCGCCCAUCUACACCAACAUCCAGUACCCCUUCCCCAUCCAGCCGCCCUUCGUUCCCACCGACAACCCCACCGCCUGCUACCGCCGCCGCUUCUCACUCCCUGCCUCCUGGUCAGGCCAGCACAUCACCCUGUGCUUCGAGGGAGUGGACUCCGCCAUCCAUGUGUGGCUGAACGGGCACUACGUGGGGUACAGCCAGGACAGCCGCCUCCCUGCCGAGUUCAAUGUCACACCUUAUUGUAUCACGCGUGGGAAGGAAAAGGGCGAAGAAGGCACUUCCGAGGGGAAGAAUCGGGAGGGGAAAACUCGUGAAGCAGAGGAGAAAGUGCGGGUGGGAGGGGAGGGGGAGAGAGUGGGGGUCGGGGAGGAGGGGGAUGGGGAUGGGGAUGAGGAUGGGGAUGGGGAAGGGGAGGGGGAGAAUGUGUUGGCGGUGAUGGUGGUGCGGUGGAGCGAUGGGUCGUAUCUGGAGGACCAGGACCACUGGUGGCUGUCUGGCAUGCACCGCGACGUCACUCUGCUGUGCCGCCCACAGGUGCACAUUGCAGACUUGGAGGUGAAGACUGAAGUGGCUGACGACCUGCAGUCCGCCACAUUGAAGCUAGAGGUGCUGCUGGAGGGCUGGCCCCGCUGCGACAUCCAAUCCCUGCUCGACAGCUGUCACGUCGAGGCCUACCUCUUCGACGCGUGGCGCUCCCCACCGCCUCCACCUCAGCACCCCCUCUCUCCCUCCUCCUCCCCCUCCUCCGAUCCCUCCUCCUUCCUCUCCUCCUCCCUCUCCUCAGUCCCCAUGUCCCCCACCUCCUGCCCCCCUAAAGACCCUGAAUUGGAUGAUUUAGAAGCGCUGAGGCUCCCAGAAGCAGCGGUUUUCCAGGCUGUGGGGUUGGGAGCGGGCGACAAGAGAGCGGAAGGAGUGGGAGUGGGUGGAGGAGGGGGAGAGGGGAGUGGAGGAUGGAAGGAUGAUAAGGUGGUGGUGAUUGGGAACACGAUGCGAGUGCGGAUGGAGGCGCAAGUGGAUAAGGACAAACUUGUGUUGUGGUCUCCUGAUCAGCCACACCUGUACACGCUGGUGGUGAAGCUGGCAGAUGCCUCGGGGCGGGCACAGCAGGUGGAGGCGGCGAGGGUGGGGGUGAGACGGGUGGAGGUGCGGGGGAGAGAGCUGCUGGUGAAUGGGAGGGCUGUGGAGGUGAAAGGGGUGAACCGGCAUGAGCACCACCCGCAGACCGGGAAGGUCAACAUUGAGGAGUGCAUGGUCAAGGAUGUGGUGGAGAUGAAGCGGCACAACGUGAAUGCAGUGCGAUGCAGCCACUACCCCAACCACUCCCGCUGGUACGAGCUGACCGAUCUCUUUGGCCUCCUAGUCGUAGACGAGGCCAACAUUGAGACGCACGGGUUUGAUCCAGACAACCACCUCAACAGGAAGGGGCGGCAGCCGGCAGAGGACCCCGAGUGGGCGGCAGCGAUGGGCGCGCGGGUGAUGCGCAUGUGCGAGCGCGAAAAGAACCAUGCGAGCGUGGUGGUGUGGUCGCUGGGGAACGAGGCGGGCUAUGGGGCAACGCACGACGCCCUGGCAGCGUGGUUGCGUCACAGGGACCUGUCUCGUCCCAUACACUACGAGGGGGGCGGCUCGCGCACCACUGCCACGGACAUAGUGUGUCCCAUGUACAUGCGCGUGCCGGACAUCAAGGCCAUAGCUGCCGACCCCAAGGAGACCCGCCCUCUCAUCCUCUGCGAAUACGCCCACGCCAUGGGCAACAGCAGUGGCAACCUGGACGCGUACUGGGAUGCCAUUGAGUCAACCCACGGGCUGCAGGGAGGCUUCAUCUGGGACUGGGUGGAUCAGGGCCUGUGGAAGGACAUGGCUCCACGCAUCAGCACGCGGGUCGACAAGAUUACCAGCGGCAGUACCUGCAAUGGCAUCACUGGCACUGCAACAGCAAGUCCUGACACUGACCCUAAUGCCAAAGAUGCUGCAGAAUCACCUAGUGAUCCCCCUUCGGUUGGUGCUGCGGAGGAAAUGCCAACUGGAAUAGAGGGGCUGCAGGAGCAGCAGAAGCAGCAGCAGCAGCAGCAGCAGCAGCAGCAGCAACCAUGGGAGGAGGUGGAGCUGCCAGUGAAACAUCCUGGAAGGUUCUGGGCGUAUGGGGGCGUCUUUGGGGACACACCCAACGACCUCAACUUUUGCAUCAACGGGCUCGUGUGGCCCGACAGGACUCCCCACCCUGCCAUGCGCGAGCUGGCACAUGUGUAUCGCUACUUUGGCUUUAAGUGGACGGAGCAGGGUGACGUUGAGGUUUUCAACAAGAGUUUCUACCAGCCCUCCUCCGCCUUCUCCUUCUCCUUCUCUCUCUUCUCCCUCCCUCCCCCCCCGCAAUCCACCACCGCCCUUCCCCCCUCUCCUCCCACUCCCAUCCUCUCCUGCCCACUCGCCAUUCCUACCAUCCUGCCACGUCAGUGCCACGUCAUCCCCAGCCCCAUCCCUGCUGACCUGGACUGGGCGGCGCAUGGUGUCAGCGCUGACUCAGAGCUCUUUGCACUGUUCACUGCUACAGUGAAUGAGAGAACAAGGUGGUGUGCUCCGGGGCAGGUUGUCGCAUCUGUUCAGCUGCCCUUUAAGCUGCCCGAAGGAGCUAUUUCCACCAAGCCUGCCAUCUCCGAACCUGAGCUGUCCGAGCCUGCUCUACCCAUCCGCCAAUCAUCUGUUCUCGUCACAUCCACUGACGGCUCGUUCGCAAUCACUGUUCACGUGAAGACCGGUGGCGCACUUUCCUGGAAGGUCAAUGGGUCUGACCUGCUGCUUCCCCCGCUGCCGUCUUCGCCCUGCCUCGCCCUGUGGCGAGCACCCACGGACAACGACAAGGGAGGCGGCGCUGCCAGCUACGCUGCCCGAUGGAAGGCUGCUGGGCUCAACAGCCUCUCUGCUGCUGACGCUGGGGGGGUGAUUUCCCUAAAAGGGGACGCUACGGUGGUGUCUGCAGGGAGAGGGGAAGGAGAGGGGAAGGACGAAGAGAAGAGGGUUGAAGAUGGGGACGGGAAAGAGGGGCAGCAAGGCGAGGGUGAUGAUGAGCCUUUAAAAGUUUCGAUUGGAAAGGAUGGGUUGGUCUCUGUGGUAGUAGAGGCAACUUUUCGACCCCGGGCAGAUGAAAUUUCUGAGGAGGGAGCUGUGGAGGCUGGUGCUGCCCCAACCAAUCUGGUCGAGGCUUAUGGAGGGGCAGAAGCUGAAGCAUCUGCCAGCGCCGGGCAGGCUAAAAAUAUUUCCGACGUGGACUGCUGGGUCCGGCUCAAGUCAGAAUGGCAGAUCCAUGGCAACGGGCAGGUUGUUGUAAAAUUUUGGGUGGACCCAAGCCCUGCUCUGCCGCCUCUACCGCGUGUUGGAAUGCAGUUCCGGGCAGCAAAAAAACUCUCCAACGCUGUCUGGUCCGGGCGGGGCCCGCACGAAUGUUAUCCUGACCGGAAGCAGUCUGCACACGUGGCGCUUCACUAUUUGCCGAUGAAAUCCCUGCACGUGCCGUACAUUGCUCCUGGGGAGAAUGGAGCGAGAGUAGACACGCGUUGGGUCACACUCUUUACAAGCACACAGGAGGGAGAACAACAGGGGUCGGUGGGGGAACCACAGAAGGGUGCAGAAGGCGGUUCGCAGCCAGAAGCACAGGGGGGAGCACAGGUGGAAGCGCAGGGGGAGGAAUGGAAGGAGGCAGAUGGGGGGAAGGGGAGGGAGGUAUUCCAGAAGGUUCCAUACUUAGGGCUUGUUAUGGAGCCAGUGGAGAUAGGAGGAGGGGAGGGAGGUGGAGGAGAGCGUGAGGAGAGUGGGGAGGGAGGGAAGGCGGUGGUGCAUUUCAGUGCGAGUGGGUAUUCUGCAGAGGAGCUGCAUCGGGCACAGCAUGAGGAGGAGCUGGUGGAAGACGAGGAGUACAACCAUGUGCAUCUCGAUCAUGCCAUCAUGGGGGUGGGCGGGGACGACAGCUGGACUCCAGCUGUCCACCGGACCGAAAUCACAGGAUACCUACCUGAUGACCUCCCCCUUCCCACAACACCCACACAACCCAUUCAGGUGCACCUCGAUCAUGCCAUCAUGGGGGUGGGCGGCGACGACAGCUGGACCCCAUCGGUGCACAAGGAGUUUCUGCUGCCGCCCCGCCCGUACGCAUUUGGAGUGGCAUUCCGGCCCCUUACUGGGCGAAUGGAGUGA